Fraxinus pennsylvanica is the source of this 603-nucleotide messenger RNA. NCBI's taxonomy places the organism in Eukaryota, Viridiplantae, Streptophyta, Magnoliopsida, Lamiales, Oleaceae. The record is from the annotation of a GenBank genome assembly.
AUGAAACGGAGCCGUGGACAUUUUGAUUCUUCUGGUGAGGAUGUCAGUUACAAAGAUGUGCAAACUAACAUUUACAGGAAUCGAGUCAAUGGCUUAUCCUCUAGGAAAUUAUCUGGAAAAGAUGGAUCUCCAAUGCCCUCUGGCUUGAAAUACAGUGAAGCUUCAGGAAAUAAGUUGCCUGACGUAAGGCUUGACCGAACAACCAGAAAUUUAAGGUCCCAGGAAGAUGGUUAUAAUAGAGAAGAGUUAUCUCUUCCGAAAUCCAGUUCUGAAACAAUGGAACGGUUGAAAGAAGAAAAUCGAGAUCUGAGAGAAAGACUACAACGGAAAGAGGAAGAGAUUCUAGGUGACCUGCUGCAUGAUCUACAGAAAGAAAAGGAUAAAUGCAAAUCACUUGAAGCUAAGCUGCACGAGGCAAAUCGAAAAAUUCAGGAACUGGUCAAAGAACAAGAUAGUUUUAUUGAUAUAUUCUCAGAAGAAAGGGAGCGUCGAAAUACGGAGGAAGAAAAUUUGAGAAAGAAAUUGAAGGAGGCAUCAAAUACCAUCCAAGAAUUGCUUGACAAGAAGUGUGCAAACGCACUGAAGGCACAUAAUCUCUCCUGA